AUGGCGCAGCUUGGCUGGAAACGAUACGGAAGGCUACGACAGCUCGCCAAAGACGGCAACCAGGACGCCAUCGUACUUGUUCAAGAAGGCGGUGUUCCAUCAGACCUACGCGGCUGCAGAGUCCUCGCAGCUGCUGGGGACGAGGACGCAGAGCAGCACCUCGAGGCGGUCCAAGAGCAGAACCGCGCUACCCGGGCAAGCCACGAGUCCUCCAGCAGCGAUGAUUCAGACUACGUCGCGAGAUUGGAAGAACUAGCCAGCAAAGGCAACAAAGACGCCAUCGACAUUCUGAAGCGCAGUCACACACCAACGUUCAGGGCGGCGUGCGUACUCUUCGCAAGCCUAGGGGACGACACAGCAAUUCAAUAUCUUGCGGAAACACAGCCAAACAAGCGAGAGCAGCACCAGGAAAAUGUGGCGAAACGCACUGCUGGUGAUGCACGUGCAAUCGCCACGCACAAGCGGGCCAUGGAGAGGCAACGACGCAAGAGGGCGGAAGAGAAGAAGAAGGUAGCAGCUGGCGAUCCUGACGCUAUCGCGAGACGUGACAGAGUCCUAGCGAACGCUCGAAGUUGGAACGCAAGACACGGGGGUGCAGAGUACGGAAAAGCAAGAACCGAAGAGCGCAGAAGACAGCGUGGUAUCAAGUUUGUCGAGGGCUUUGACUGGGUGAGUCCAGAGAGGAGUGAAAGCGGUGAGGGUCAGGAGAAUAGCGGCGAGGCUUCACCAAGAUCAAUGGAGACGGAUUCGAGUACUCCAGGAGAUACCGCGCAGGCCACGAAGGAAAGCUACGACAUCGUCAAUACGAACAUGCAUGCUCUCGACAGCAUCGAGCCUCGCAGUUACACCACCGAGUACACUAGCCAAACCAUCAGGAUCAUGGCGGAGAAAAAUUGCGCGAAGCUGGAGGCGGAUCUGAAGUUCAGAGCGAAAGAGCUAGCGCUUGAGCUGCAGAAGGUGAACCUGGAGUUGGAGCUGGUGCGUCUGAGGCGGGAGCAAAUGAAGGACGAGCAGGACGCCCCAAUGGCUGAUGUCACCGAAGAAGGUGCUGGCUUGGCUUAA
This is a messenger RNA of Saxophila tyrrhenica, 1062 nucleotides long. RefSeq lists its product as uncharacterized. Bases 1 to 1062 code for a protein of 353 amino acids. The transcript has a single exon. NCBI's taxonomy places the organism in Eukaryota, Fungi, Ascomycota, Dothideomycetes, Mycosphaerellales, Extremaceae. The record is from RefSeq and is a predicted model, not a curated record.